AUGGCGCAGAUGGAGCCACUACUCAGGGUUCUCUUAGAGAGAUUCACAGUCUCCACCAGUGACUCCAGGAGCGGCCGGCUGGACCCGUCAGCUCCAGUGGCCAUGGAACUGGUGGUUCGUGAGCAGCUUCAUGAUCAGGAGAAUCCCCACAAGUGCUCAGAGUGUGGGAAGAGCUUCCGGCAGAGCAGCACCCUGAUCAGCCACCAGAUGAUCCACACCAGGGAAUGGGCCUAUGAGUGUGGGGAAUGUGGGAAGGGCUUCAGUUACAGGUCCACCCUUGUGACCCACCAACGCAUCCACACCGGGGAGAGGCCCUACGAGUGUCCCGAGUGCCAGAAGAGCUUUCGGACCAGCUCCGAUCUCCUCAGGCACCAGCUCAUUCACACUGGGGAGAGGCCUUUCUGCUGCCCUGAGUGUGGGAAGGGCUUCAAGCGCAAGUCCCACCUCAUCAUCCACCAGCGCAUCCACACUGGGGAGAGGCCCUACGAGUGCCCCACGUGUGGGAAGAGGUUUCAGACCAGCUCAAAUCUCCGUCUCCAUGAGCGGAUUCACACAGAGGGGAGGCCCUUCUGCUGCCCUGACUGUGGGAAGGGAUUCAAGCAUAAGUUCACCCUCAUCAGGCACCAGCGCAUCCACACAGGGAAGAGGCCCUUCGAGUGUCCCCAGUGUGGACAGAGCUUCAGCCAGAGCUUGGAGCUGGUGGCUCAUGAGCAACUUCAUGAUGGGGAGAAGCCCUACAAGUGCUUGGAGUGUGGGAAGAGCUUAAUGCAGAGCAACCACCUCAUCAGCCACCACAUGAUCCACACCGGGGAAUGGCCCUACGAGUGUGGGGAAUGUGGGAAGGGCUUCAGCUGCAGCUCCGUCCUUGUCACCCACCAACACACUCACACUGGAGAGAGG
This is a messenger RNA of Melospiza melodia melodia, 900 nucleotides long. RefSeq names its product zinc finger protein 239-like. The record is from RefSeq and is a predicted model, not a curated record. Lineage: Eukaryota; Metazoa; Chordata; Aves; Passeriformes; Passerellidae. The annotation marks the transcript as partial. The transcript has 3 exons.